Molecule: messenger RNA, 2850 nt
Organism: Pyrenophora tritici-repentis Pt-1C-BFP
Lineage: Eukaryota; Fungi; Ascomycota; Dothideomycetes; Pleosporales; Pleosporaceae
Source: RefSeq, a predicted model, not a curated record
AUGGCUGAUAAACCUCUCGAAGAUGGGAACUCGGGCCGUCCUGGUAUAGCGAGCUACGAUGUGGACAAUAGGGAAUGGGUUUUUCCCAGAUACUUUGCGGCCCUGCAGUUGAAGCAAAUUCGCCCCGUUACCGACAAACAUACUGCCACCUCACUUGCGACAACACCAGCUCGAUUCCCACUUCCAACAACCCAUGCGAAACGUUCAAAGACCAAACAGCGCACAGGCGUACGGAAACGCAUCAAAGGCCUAGUUAAAACAGACCCUGUUCUUUGUGCAUCCCUCGGCCUUCUUCCCGACUUGGACCUGUCAUCCGCUGCUGUCUCCUCAGCCCGCGACCCUCUCGUUGGCAACUUAUUAUCCUUUGGCUCCAUCACGCUUGGGAACAGGUACGAGACACCCCGAAGAGUCGCCGCGCUGGCUACAGGAGAAGCGGGCAACAUUCUACAGCUGGCCAUUGUCAAUAAAGAGAUAUACGACUGGGGCCAGGCAAAGAAGACAUGGGUCGACGGUCCAACGCUGAAAGAGGCACCCCUCGGAUAUUGGAACGAGGAUGCUGCGCCUAUACAACAGAUAUGCUUUGCCCAGUCGGAAGACAGGAGCUGUUUACUUGCUGUGCGGCUCCCUACACGCACAGUCCUGUUGCGCCCUUUGUACCACCGCCAGGUGCGCACGACUCCCUCCUCAUCCUUCUACGAUCUCCCUAAAUCUGUGAUUGAACCACACCCGGUACUCACUAUACACCACAAGGAAACUGGCGGAUCUCCUCACGUCGACUUCGCUUUCAACCCGGACAAUCAGCUACAAUUUGCUCUCGCUCAUCAGGACCACACAUGGAGCGUAUGGAAUAUGCAUCAUCCGCGCAAGGGUGACAAAUACUCUCCUUCUCGUUUGGCCCGAGGGCGAAUCAACAAGCUCAAAGAUAAUGAUGUCGCUCGUCAAGAUGAGUGGGCAAGGAUACUCUGGGUGGCCAAUCCACAUACCCUGCUGGUUUGUAACCGGCGUCAUCUGGGGAUCAUUAGUAUCAAAACUAGGCCACAUUUCUACCGCCCUUACUCGGGUAUCUUCAGUGAGAAGCAAUCCGAAGACUGGAUUCUUGACGUCAAGAGGCAUCCCAAAGAUACAUGUCAAUUCUUCGUUUUGACCUCAUCUCUGCUCAUUCUGAUGGCGGUCACGACUUCAAGCGGCGCUGAUACGGGUGCUGAUGAAGCAGUGGUGACAACGCUGCAAUCUUGGAAGCAUUGCAGGGACGCAAAAGACUUCACUCUUCAAAUUCAAGUCCAACUGGUAUCAGACACAGAGUCAUUUGUAAUUGUUUACUCUACGCUGAACACACGCAUCCAAGUAUACAGCUACAGCAAGAGUUCAUCGAGCUCUCCGGCCCUUGUUGCGUGCUCUGAUCCCAGCCUACUCAGCCUAGGCCUUGAUGAAUCUAUAAGAAUCAACACAAUCCACACAGAGACUAUGCAGCAGGAAGGCGUGCAAAACGACGUCAAUUUCUUCCGCUUGUUUGUAACGCUGUCUGAUGGGGAUAUGCAAGAGUUGGUCGUGUGUUCCUCUUCCUUGGAGGCCACUGGGAGCUACCAAGUAAUCAUGGACUUUAAGAAAAGCACCAUAAAGCAUCCCAGAGCUGGCAAUUCGAAGAAGGAUAUAGUCCAUGUGGAGGAUGAUUUCAUUGUCCCCAAUCGAUUGGCUUUCGCAGGUGCUCCCCGCGCUAAAAUCACCUCGCAACUGCCAAGAUUACUCCCCCCUUUGGAAAUUGUCGUUCGGCGACACUUCCGGCGUCACGAAACAAGGAGAAGAAUUGGUCGAUCUUUAGUCAUGGCCCAUAGGGUAUUUGAUGGGGUUGAUGUUGUUGAAACUGCCAGUGAGGUGCGGCAGAUGCUUACCCACGGCCUUGAUGUCAUAUCUACACCCUUCCGCACCUUGAUGGAGCAUGCAAACAUGAAAGUUAUUUUCUUCGAUUUCGGCGAGGCAUCAUCAGGAAUAGAAGAGCUCUUUUCUUUGCAGAACCGCCAUGCAACUGCGGAAAUUCGACACAUCGCAUCUGGGAGCCGGCUUGAGCUUUCAAAACAAGGCAAUACCACUCCAUCAGAUGUCUACGACGAUAUAGUCGAAAAAUGGGUCACGCCUCUGUCACCAAAAAUUGCAGUCCGCGUUCGACUCGCGAAUGAACGUCUCGCUCAACAGAUCGCAAUGGAAUUGGUACUUUCAAGUACUCGCGUACGAGAACAUGGAGUCGAUGACCAGAUCAUUGGUCCUCAAUCACAAGACUCUGUUUUCCAUUCUUCCUCGCAGUUCUUUUCCUCUCAACCGCUACCAACGCCCCCUCUGUCAUCCUUCUCAGGGUCGUCACCGCCCAUGCCACCUUCCACAACAUCGAACCUGUCAGGCACUCUUACGCGCCUGGGGAUGCAUCUAUCGCUUCGAGAAUCGUCUCAAACCUUAGCGAGCAUCGCCAGCAGCAACCCCCGAGUUCUCGCGCGUUGGCAACCGGGAAAUGACGUACGUACCUUCAUUUGGGCCGAAUCUGAUGUUCAGCUCGAGGCGAUCCAGAAACAGCGCAAGAAGAUAGAGCGCAGAGAGAAGCGUCAGCAGCGUAAAACCGAGCGGAUGCGACUCAAGGAUAUGAGUCAAUUUGUCAGCUUCCCGCAGAGUUCUCCCGGACCCAUGCUGGGUAACAUGGGUAGUAGUAGUCAGAUACUGAGUCAGAGUCAAAGUCAAAGCCAAAGCCAGUUGUCAAGCCAAAAUGACGGCUUCAUGAUACCGCACAGUCAAGUUGAGCGGGGGAAAUUUGGUGGGAGGUUGGAAAAGAAGAAGAAGAAGAAGACGAGGAUAAGUGGAUUCUAG